Messenger RNA from Colius striatus (speckled mousebird), 1080 nucleotides. RefSeq names its product developing brain homeobox 2 (gene DBX2). Gene Ontology annotation, biological process: regulation of transcription by RNA polymerase II. Lineage: Eukaryota; Metazoa; Chordata; Aves; Coliiformes; Coliidae. The record is from RefSeq and is a predicted model, not a curated record. The coding region runs from base 1 to 942 and encodes 313 amino acids. Gene Ontology annotation, molecular function: DNA-binding transcription factor activity, RNA polymerase II-specific; DNA binding. The transcript is spliced from 4 exons.
AUGCUGCCCAGCGCCCUGUACUGGGACCUGGUGGGCUCCUCGGCUAUCUUCAACCUGCCGGCGGCGCCAGGCUUCGGCAACCUGGGCAAAAGUUUCCUCAUCGAGAACUUGCUGCGGGCCGGAGCGCCGCCGAGCCCUGCUCAGCUCCGUCCCCUCCCCGCCAGCCCCGUCCCCCUCAAGCUGUGCCCCGCGGCGGAACAAAUCAGCCCCUCAGGGGGUCCUUACCCGACAAGAUGGGCUUUUCAAGUGCUUAACCCCUCUGCGGCGGACGGCGGCCGCCUGCCGGCGCGGGCUCUGACGGCGGAGAGAGGCGGUGUCUUCCCGCCGGCAGCAACAGCUCUUUCCAAACACUUUUUUCUCCGAGCCCCGCCAUUCUACUCGGCGUGCUGUGGUGGGUCCUGUCAGCACCCUGCAUCCCCCACUGCUUUUCCAAGAGAGGAAAGUGUGCUGCCUCUUCUGACCCAGGAGUCUAACUCCAAAGCCCGGAGGGGGAUAUUAAGAAGAGCUGUCUUUUCCGAAGACCAGAGGAAAGCUUUGGAGAAAAUGUUUCAGAAGCAGAAGUAUAUUAGUAAAACAGACAGGAAGAAACUGGCCAUUAACCUGGGUCUAAAGGAGUCUCAGGUGAAAAUUUGGUUUCAGAAUCGAAGGAUGAAAUGGCGAAACUCCAAAGAAAAAGAAGUGCUUUCAAACAGGUGCCUCCAAGAAGAAGGUCUUCAGGAGAACUACCUCUCGCAAUCCACCAUGAAUUUUACCUCCUCGUGCCCAUCUAUGUGGGAAGUGUCUCAGGAGCAGGCAAGUCCAAGGUGGAGGGAGACUUCUCCAGGAAAUUCGGAAAGACUGACAAGUACACAACCCCCUCCAAGAGCAAAUUCAUUGCAGAACCCACUGUAUUUGUAUCCUGACCAAGACACUGCAAAUAAGGCAGUUACAUCAUCAGCCUAAGGAAGUAGGGGCAGCUUGUAAAUUGGAUGGAGAGCAUGAGCUUCAGAUGAGCAGUGUUUGAAGACUAACAAUAUUUUGGACAUUGUAAAGCUAACUAGUUUAUGCCUCACAAAUUUGCUAAAGUCUAACACCAUUAAA